Xyrichtys novacula (pearly razorfish) is the source of this 3195-nucleotide messenger RNA. The record is from the annotation of a GenBank genome assembly. Lineage: Eukaryota; Metazoa; Chordata; Actinopteri; Labriformes; Labridae.
GGCGCGCACAUUAACUUCCGGUGAGCGAGUUUAUAAGCCAAAUGUUUCGUCUUGGGAGUUCGAUGUGAGCAUGUUGGCUUGAAUUUACGCAAAUAACUUCACCGGCGUCUUUCUGGGCUGUCAGAUGGAUGCCUUACACAGACACCGCUCACUUUAUAAAGGCACGACACCGCCAUGGAAAGAAACCUACCGCAAAGUGAGGCAUUAACUGUUAACAUGUCAGUUAGCUCGUUGGGCUGUCGGCUAACUCUUUCUCUCCUCUGUGACUUGUCUCUGUUUUAUAGCGAUGUGUGGACAGACUGAAAAACAGCCGCUCGAGGCUGCUGGACAGAUAUCGACAGAUGGGGGACUGUCAGCUGCGCAACGGCUCCGGGGCCUCCACUAUCGUCCGGGAUGUGAUGGAGGAGGAAUGGAGCGCGCUGCAUACAGAGGACCAGAGGCUGCCCUCACUGUGCUGGUCACACGGCCUUUCAGAGGCUAGUUUCUCCCUGUCCCUCUUGUCUCUUCAGUAUACUUAAACUAAAUCUCUCCCCUGUCUCUGUCAGAGUCCCUACUUUUACCUUUGUGUUCAAUCACUUACUUUCAUAACAGUUUGUUGAAAGCUUGCCACACAGUCUUAAAACCAGACUUUCUUCAUCUUCCUUAUUUUUCCAGACAUUGUGCAAAAUCUUAUAACACUCAAAAGCAACCGAAGUUUAACUUGAAUAACAUAGUGAUGGUAUUUGUGGGUACAGAGCCCUCAUGGGUUAUUGCCACAUGUUUCAAAUCCAUAAAUGAAUGUCAGAGUAUUGAAACUAACAGAGGUAUUUUUCUCCUCUCAUACACAGAUACGUGGUGACAGCCAAGAGGAUUAUGAACUGGCGAUACUCGAAGAAAUCCAACAGGAGCUCUUGGCUCAUGGUAACACAUUUUUGUUUGUAUUGAAUGUAGAAUGUAGAUAUUACAACACAUAUAAAGGUAGUGUAAAUGCCUGGCGUACCAUGUACCUGGAGGUAGGACUGGGCGAUUAUAUGAUUGGGAUUAAUGAUCGUGAUAAAUUUCAGUUUGAUCGGUGAUCAGCUGUGAGCUUUUUUACUUGUUCAAACAUAACGAAAAUGUGCAUCACAACAGCCAAUCAGAGUCGAGCUUUUCCUGCUCAUUUCUGUAAGUUGCUGGACAAGUAAACAGAGAAACCGAACGUGGAGCUGAGGGCAGUAAAAUAGAUGUCAGCAGUGACUUUGAGUCAUCCUCUGAAGAUGUUAUUGUUGAGAAGAAAAGUUAUUUAACGUCUUAUUUAGUAUUUAUCUACUUUUGUUGUUCUGUGGAGUUAAAAUGUUUUUUAUAUUUUUCUGUUCAACUUAUUCAGUUUACUUUGUUAUCUACUUUGUAUGUUAAUAAAAUGUUGAACUAAACUCUAGUUUUUUUAGUUUUAAGCACAGAUGCUUUAAAACUGUCAGUUUAAAAAAAAAAAUCGGGAUAUAAUCGAGAUCUGACGAUUUGACAAAAUAUAUCGUGAUCAUCUUUUUGGCCAAAUCGUCCAGGCCUACCUGGAGGUGACCAUAUCCAACAGUAGUAAAAAGUGUGUUUUCCUCAGCUGUGAAGAUUCAUGUCUUUUUUUUUUGUGCCUCAGAAAUGUCCAUCAUUGGAGAGUAUGAGAGGAACCUACAGUUUGAACAGCAGUAUUUAUCAUCUGUUGUGGAGGGGAUGGAUGAGAUGCAAAUGAUAUGUCCCAUAUGUUGCAUGUAAGUCAGAAACUACACUUCUACAACUGAAUGCUGACACAUGGAGUCUUGUUUUGUGUAAGGAACUUUUCUUUUAAGUCAAGUAAACAAGCUUCUUUUGUUUCUCAGGAGGAACUUAAACAUCAACUGCUAUUUUAUCUCCUGCCCCUGUGGACUGUACAUUAACACUAAGGUUUGUUUUUUAGAUUGUAACUCACAGUUAACUCUAGAUUACAUGGCACCAUUGUCUUACUUGCUUCCAUUGAUAUGAUUUUAUAGCUUUUUUUUUUUACAUUUUUCCAAACAAAUCCGAUAAAGUCUGCCAUGAUUUUCUAAAUGUCUUCAGAAUCAGAACAUAACUCCUGAGAUCCUGAGGCAUCUUCUGGAGUCUAGGGUGUCUGAGCACAUGGAAGAUUGUCUCAACAACCCUGUUUUUUCUGUGGCUCCCAACGCUGAUGACAGCUCCCCUAACCUGAUGAUAAGCUGCAAGGUACUGCACAGUCAUUACCAAGCUGUUUUUUUUUUCACAGUGGAUUCUGGAAGUUCAUACCUAGAAAUCUCAUAGGUCAUACUUGAGUGCUGUAUAUCAUUUUUUCAAAUGUAUAUGUAGGAUGCAAAAGUUCACAGCUGUUUUCUUUUCUUUCAGGUCUGUGACUACCUGUCCAUUGUCCUGUGAAAGAGAACACUGCUGUUAUGAAACAAGAGACUUAAGUUGCAAUAUGUUUGUGGAUUUUUAUUCUUUUUUUGUAAAUAAAGACUAUUUUAUAUAUUCAUUAUGGUAUUUAAACUGUCCUGUAUGCUUCUCUCUACUAAAAAAAGACCUAAUGAUUUUUUUUUGUAAAUCUACAUAUAAUUUUAGUAUUACUUAGUAACAUUUUAACAUUGCUUUUGCUGAUCAAAGAUAGGAAAAGUAAAAAUAUCAUCAAUAGAUUCUUACUGUGAUAAUCUAAUGGCAGAAUUAGCUGCAACUUCACUUUUGCUCAUCGAUUCUAACUGUGAUUUAAGCUCAGUUGAGAAACUUGCGAAGUCUAGUACAAAUUCUAUAAAAUAUGGGUCUUUUAUUAUCCAUGUGCAUAUUGUGGUCUGUACUUUUUUUUUUUUUUUGAGGAUUCUUUCAUGGAUGAUACAGGACUGUUUCUUUUGCAGCAGAAAAUUGGGCUCUUGAGACAAAGCACCCACAUAUUUAUGUUACAACUGUUGUGAGGAAAUGAGCAGCCAUACAUAUAAGUUUAAAAAUGCCAACAACAGUUACAACAAGGGGUAUUGAAAACCUUUAAGUGAGUUAACUAUUCAAAUGCCUUUAAAAAUGAUAAUCAGGAUGCCUUUUAUUAUAAAAUAUCAUGAAAUAUAUUUCUAUUAUAUAUUUAUACUGAGGGAGAGUUUGUUCUUCUGUUGUUGCUUCACAUGAACAUUUUUGUACACUGGAUGACUAUUUUCUAUGUGUGUAUUGUUUCAGAAGUGCCAUAAGCAAAUAAAUAAUAAUGGCAUGCAAAAA